AUGAAUGUAAUUCAAAAUUUACUAUGGCAAGGUUCAGUCAAUGUUCAAAUUAUAAUUGACUCUGAAUUACUACUACCAGGAGUACCUUGGCAAGAAACAAUCGUCAACUUAAGGCUACCAAGAAAUAGUUAUCUGAUAUUAUGUAUACCAUUAAUUUUAAAGCAAACUGGAAAAUUUUUAAAAUUACAAUUUGAUUCAAAUACGUAUAUCCCAUGGUUCGAAUUCGAAAAUGUACCUGUUUAUUGGAAUUACCCGAUCGGUAUAUUGUUCGAUACAUUGACAGGCUUAGAUCCUGCUCAAAGAGAUGCAAAAUAUUUUAAGUCGGAAGACAUGAUUUAUUAUUGGAAACUACAAUUAGGCUUUUGCUCAAUUACAGACUGUAACCAGAAUGGUAUUAUACCGUUCCAAUCUCAUGAGUCAAAUCAAGCUAUUAAAAAAUAUUGGAUUCAUCAAUGGAAACAGGCUUGUUUCAUACUAAAUGGAAAUUCCAAAAAAAUCAUGUCGUUUUCGAAUAAUGAUAUUGAAUUAUUUUGGCAAAGUAUCUUGGAAAGAGACCCUGUAAAGUUCAUGGAUUUAUCGAACAAAAUUAUACCGAAAAGACCACAUAGAUUACCUAUUGUCAUUUACCAAAUAUUACCGACUAUUUGUAUUUCAAAUCCGGUGGUUAUAAUUGAUAAUACAAAUAGAAACUUUCAAACAGUCUUUGAUCUAAUGAAAAGAGAAUUUCCUAAUUAUUUUCUAAAUGUAAAUAAUGAUUCAGGGACGUAUAAUAUAGCUAAGGUAAUAUCAAAUGGUAUAGAAAUUCCUCUUGAAAUGAAAUUAUUAGAAUUUUAUUUAAAUUUUAAAAGUAUGGAUGGAUUUUUAUAUAUUUCAUUAUCAUUUUUUACACAAAGUAAUUAA
Molecule: messenger RNA, 900 nt
Organism: Henningerozyma blattae CBS 6284
Lineage: Eukaryota; Fungi; Ascomycota; Saccharomycetes; Saccharomycetales; Saccharomycetaceae
Gene: ATG5
Product: Atg5p
Exons: 1
Coding region: 1-900 (299 amino acids)
Biological process (GO): autophagosome assembly; nucleophagy; C-terminal protein lipidation
Cellular component (GO): cytoplasm; Atg12-Atg5-Atg16 complex; phagophore assembly site membrane
Source: RefSeq, a predicted model, not a curated record